UGCCGUGUGUGCGCCAAGCAGCUGGGCGAGCUCUGCACCGAGCGCGACCCCUGCGACCACCACAAGGGUCUCUUCUGCGACUUCGGCUCCCCCGCCAACCGCCGCAUCGGCGUCUGCACCGCUCGGGACGGCGCUCCGUGCGUCUUCGGCGGCAUGGUGUACCGCAGCGGCGAGUCCUUCCAGCGCAGCUGCAAGUACCAGUGCACCUGCCUGGACGGGGCGGUGGGCUGCGUGCCCCUCUGCAGCAUGGACGUGCGCCUGCCCAGCCCCGACUGCCCCUACCCGCGGAGGGUGAAACUCCCCGGCAAGUGCUGCGAGGAGUGGGUGUGCGACGAGGCCAAGGAGCAGACUGCUGUGGGACCUGCGCUCGCUGCUUACAGGCUGGAAGACACUUACGGUCCAGACCCAACGAUGAUGCGCGCCAACUGCCUGGUGCAGACCACUGAGUGGAGCGCUUGCUCCAAGACCUGCGGCAUGGGCAUCUCCACCAGGGUCACCAACGAUAACGCUUUCUGCCGGCUGGAGAAGCAGAGCAGACUCUGCAUGGUCAGACCUUGUGAAGCAGACCUGGAGGAGAACAUCAAGAAAGGCAAAAAGUGCAUUCGCACACCCAAAAUCUCCAAGCCCAUCAAGUUUGAGCUGUCUGGCUGUACCAGCGUGAAGACCUACAGAGCUAAGUUCUGUGGUGUCUGCACUGACGGGCGCUGCUGCACCCCCCACAAGACAGCCACCCUCCCUGUGGAGUUCAAGUGCCCUGAUGGGGAGAUCAUGAAGCGGAGAAUGAUGUUCAUCAAGACCUGCGUGUGCCACUACAACUGCCCUGGAGACAACGACAUCUUUGAGUCUCUCUACUACAGGAAGAUGUAUGGAGACAUGGCAUAAAGCCAGAAGGAGACGCUGACAAGAUUCUAAACUUGAACUGAUUUGCAUCUCAUUUUGUAAACACGAUUCAAUAGCACAAGGUAUUUAAAUCUGUUUUUAAGUUCAACAAACCUCUCCAUGUGACUUAAGACUAUUUGUCUACUGACCCCAAACGGUGGUUUGAAGAAGAAGGUAAAAUGGACAGUGGGACCACAGCAA
Molecule: messenger RNA, 1080 nt
Organism: Tinamus guttatus (white-throated tinamou)
Lineage: Eukaryota; Metazoa; Chordata; Aves; Tinamiformes; Tinamidae
Source: RefSeq, a predicted model, not a curated record